AUGCAAACCGAAAGAGAAGAAGACUUAUCCAGGCUCUACGACACUGGAGUAAUCAAAUAUCCAAGCCCCGGAGUAGGUAGAACCUCCAAACAACCGCCUCAAACUGGCCAAGGCGAUCACUUAACCAAACCUCAAAAAAGUCAACUACCGCAAAACUAUCAAAGAGGAGUUUUACCCAAAUACCUAAGAGACCGCAAAGAGGAAUCUGCAAUUCCAGAACCCGACAACGAAUGCCCUUCUGGCCAUGUUCUUUUACCCGAAGAAGAGCGCAAAGAAACCUUAAGAGUCCUACGACAAAGCUACGCCGAUAGGAUUCAGGAGCUCAACAUGAUGCCAGUAAGAAAUGACACGUUGAAAAUGAAAAAGAGGAAAAUGGAAAUUGAAGAGGAACUGAAACGAAUCGACGGCGGCAUUAAAGUAUUCCAAAGGCCUAAAGUCUAUGUAAAAAUAAACGCUUGA
Messenger RNA from Ceutorhynchus assimilis (cabbage seed weevil), 459 nucleotides. The record is from the annotation of a GenBank genome assembly. NCBI's taxonomy places the organism in Eukaryota, Metazoa, Arthropoda, Insecta, Coleoptera, Curculionidae.